Messenger RNA from Gigantopelta aegis, 695 nucleotides. RefSeq names its product perlucin-like protein. Bases 44 to 550 code for a protein of 168 amino acids. The transcript is spliced from 6 exons. Lineage: Eukaryota; Metazoa; Mollusca; Gastropoda; Neomphalida; Peltospiridae. The record is from RefSeq and is a predicted model, not a curated record. Gene Ontology annotation, molecular function: signaling receptor activity.
GCAAAGACAACUAAUACAUUGGAUUUUAGACUGAAUCAACAACAUGGCUAGUCAGUGUAUCGUAUUGGCGUUAAUACUACAUGUUUUUGUUUUCGGUUUAGUUCUUGGACAGUGUGAAGAAAAGUGGGUUAAUUUCCGGUCAUCGUGUUACGUAUUUAUUGAAGAUCACAUGACUUGGACCUCAGCUUUGGAGGUGUGUGAAGUAUUUGGAAGCACGUUAGUGGAGAUUACAUCGGCUGAUGAGGCCAGCUUUGUUAAAGCGUUAGUAAAAAAUCACACACGUAAAACCCCAGACCACGUGUGGACGGGUGGUAACGAUUUGUUGUUCGAGGGCGAGUGGAGGUGGAUUGGAAGCGGUGAAAACAUGGCAUACACCGACUGGUACCCAGGUGACCCAAACAACGUCGUGCAUGGUGACAAACAUGACGAGGACUGUGUUGAGAUGUUCCCGGGACCAAAGCUCGAGUACAAGUGGUAUGACGAGGACUGUACCAAAUCGAAUUUAUUCAUAUGUGAAAAAGAGUCAGAAACGGAUCCAGCAUUUGGUUAAGACAAUUUUGCCGACUGACUUAAUAUUAUAAUUUUCAUUUAUGUAUUUAACAUUUUUAAAACAGACUUUAUCUCUUUUGUAAAAUUUCUCUUGAAGGAUGCUUCAAACUGAAUUCUUUAAUAAUAAAACAAAAGCUGUUGUUUGU